UUUUAGCAUGGAGGAUAACGACUACAGCUUUGGUGCUAUGGAGGACAGCAGCAGCCGGGUGAGCUACGGCCAAGGAAGUGAGGAGAACGGACAGGAGGGAGGCGAUUCAUCGAUGGUGAUGGAAGGAGGAUUCAGUGGUGGGAAAAUGUUCCUUCUACUACACAGGCACACACAAGACAGCAAAAAUUGGAGUGCCGUGCGCCAAGCGUUUCUACCCCCUUUUUUUACGCACACAUCGACUGAGAGAGGGGGACAUAUGUGAACCCACGAUCAUGUUCGUCACAGAUAAUUAAUCCCCUCGCGACAGGUUGGGGGAUGACUAUCAAAGCGCAAAUCAGUGAGAGCCGAUGAGAAUCACAACUGGGCGGUGGAGACAGCAACAGCGGCUUGGGCGUCAUUGCAGCCAAGGCUGAUUUCGAAUGGAGCGCUGCGCGCGAAUCUACGGAAGUCAAGAAGGAACUAAACGGCAACCAGAAUCAGGAGGACUCUGGAGAAGAUGAAGAAACCAAAAAUCGCAAACGGCCUUUCAUUGAUGAACUGGGAGAGGAAGAUUCCGAGAGCCUGACAGAAAAACGUGUUAAAACAGAGGUGAAAGAUGACACGUCGAUGAGCAACUCAGAAAGUGCUAUAGACGGAAUCCGAGAGGAUGUGAGUGACAACGAGUCAACCGAGGCGUUGUGGACGGCAUUCGACAUCAUCAAACCCCGGAUUAUGAAAUCUGAGCAGUUACCUGAUCUUGAGAAAUUUUGGAGACCAGUCAUCGAGAGUCCAAAAGAUUUCCAAGCUUGGACAUCGCUUCUACAAUAUGUCGACCAUGAAAAUGAUGUCGCUGCUGCCCGCGAGGCCUACGACUCUUUCCUUCGCCGCUAUCCAUACUGUUAUGGCUACUGGAAAAAGUGGGCCGAUUAUGAAAAGAAGAAAGCCAUGAAGAAAGAUUGUGAAAAGGUUUUCGAACGAGGCCUGGCUGCUAUUCCUCUGUCAGUCGACUUGUGGCUUCACUACCUGAACUAUUGCCGAGUUCAUCACGCAGCCAACGAAAUGUUUGUUCGUGAACAAUUUGAACGUGCCAUGACAGUCUGUGGUCUGGAAUUCCGUUCAGACCGUCUUUGGGAGCUCUACAUCAAUUGGGAAGUGGAGCGAGACGAUCUUCGACGUGUUUUCCAAAUUUACGACAAACUUCUCGCUGUACCCACUCAGUUCCAUACAACACACUGGGAUAAUUUUCAGGAUUUAGUGAACCAGAACGAUCCAAAAGAACUUUUGACCUUAGAGGAAUACGAAGAGCUGAAACUUGAGAUUUUUAGAGAGCGCAAGAUUUCGACGGAGGCUGUCGCCGAUAUCAAGCUGACAGAAGAAGAAAUUCAGGCCAUCCGCAAAAAGACCAAAGAGAGACGGCAGGUUUUCCACUCGAAAACCGAGAAAGAUAUCACGGAUCGAUGGGCCUUUGAAGAAGGGAUUAAACGACCUUACUUCCACGUCAAACCACUUGAGCGUGGCCAGUUGAAAAACUGGAAGACGUACUUGGAAUUCGAAGUUGAGCACGGUCAACAACUAAGGAUCGAUACUCUCUUCGAACGCUGCCUCAUCGCUUGUGCCCUAUACGAUGAGUACUGGCUAAUGUACGCUCAGCACUUGGAAUCGCGAUGGAGCGAGGAAUUGGACAACCGACCGCAAAUUGAGAAACAGCUGCGCAGUGUUUACCGACGAGCUUGCACCGUUCAUGUUUAUGACAAGACAACACUAUACCUCAUGUGGUCCAACUUUGAAGAAAAGACAGGUCAUUUACAUCGAGCCGGAUUGAUUUUAGAUUUACUUGAGAAGGUAGCUCCGAAGUUUGAUAGUUUGGCAGUGCGUCGAGUCAAUUUAGCACGACGACAGGGCGAUCACGAAAGAGUGAUUGCUUAUUAUAGAAAAUACAUUGAAACAGCAAAGAAAGAUAAUGGUACGUUAGCGCCAUUAUCCCUCAGGGCGUCACGUUUUGCUGCAAAAGUCAUGGAUGAUGAAGAAUUAGCUGAAGAGUUUGUCGAGAAGGCAUUAGAAAAGGAACCGCGAAACGCACGGCUUUAUAUUCAACUCUUCGACGUUCGCUUCCAGAAAAAGCCUUUGGACGUUGAGGGAUGUAUCCAAGCACUGAAUCGAGCCCUUAAAUCGAAAUUAGAUUUGGAACAGCGAUGCCGAUUUGCCCAUAGAAAAGUGGAAUUCCUGGAGGAUUUUGGCAUGAACGUUGACGAAAUUUCAACCGCGCAAGAUGAAUACCAGAAGUUAGCAUUAAAGCUGCAAAAUGAUCGCCAAGCAAAAGCUGCCGCUCAAAUGGCGCAACAGCAAGCCAGCGCAACAAACGCCCCAACAGAGGCCAGCGCGGGAGAUGACGCAACAAAAACUAGUAAAACGGAAACGUCUGCGACAGCCACAACAACGUACACCGGAGCUUACGAUGGCGCCAACUACCAAGGAUUCCAGGGACAGGCAGGCUAUCAAGGCCAAUAUCAGUACCCUGGUUGGGGAGGUUAUCAGUAUCCUGCUGCCGCUGCUGCUGGUGGAUGGGGACAACAAGGCUAUUAUCCACAACAGGGAUAUGGCCAGCCACAAUAACUUUCGCUCUAGUGAAUCCUUUAAA
This is a messenger RNA of Daphnia carinata, 2617 nucleotides long. It is a transcript of the gene Prp39, whose product is annotated as pre-mRNA-processing factor 39-like. The coding region runs from base 607 to 2592 and encodes 661 amino acids. The record is from RefSeq and is a predicted model, not a curated record. NCBI's taxonomy places the organism in Eukaryota, Metazoa, Arthropoda, Branchiopoda, Diplostraca, Daphniidae. Gene Ontology annotation, biological process: RNA processing; mRNA 5'-splice site recognition. The transcript has 11 exons. Gene Ontology annotation, molecular function: protein binding. Gene Ontology annotation, cellular component: U2-type prespliceosome; U1 snRNP; commitment complex.